AUGGAAUCGCAAGCAUGCAUUAGCAGCCCAGUCCAAAAGCACAUUGAAUUUAAAACCAGCUCAAUAUCAAAGCUAAUUUCUAAAAGCCUCCCCAAUGAAACAAAGCCAGCUAAAUCAUCCUCAAAAAAAAAUCAUAAAAUAGAACCAUUCCCAGCUUUAAUCAGAGAAGAACGAGAACUCAUUCAAAACCUCCUCCAGCAAGAAAGCAAAAGGCUGCGACGAAAGCUGCAGAAAUCAGAAAGAGACGUAUCUCAUUUGCAUGAUGCACAUAAACUCGAUUCAAAUUCCCCAGAUAAAUAUAAUUCAGAUGGUUUUCUUUCCACAAGAAAUACAUCAAACUUGCCGAAAGAUAUAGAUCAAAUUAUAAAUACUGCCUAUUCAGCUCAUUUUCUUCCACAGAUAAAAAGUCCUUCAAACAGGUUCAGAAUACUAGAAAAUUCUCUUUCAAAAGAAUCCCUGAAUCAAGCCUCUUCUAAACUUAUAGGCGAACUGGAUGAUAUUGACCCAAAACAGCACGCACUUGGACUGUCACUUGCAAAAUCCCUAGAAAACUAUGAUGGUGCCGCAAUAAUUGGCACAACUGGCCGACAAGAUGUGGUAAAUUUAGCAUCUUGGUACGAAUUUAUGAAGAAUAAAUAUCUAGACAAGCUUAGGCAGAAUUUGAAAAUCAGAAUUGACGAAAAAGACGAAAAAAUAAAAGAAUGCAAAGCAAUCCUUAUCGUUGGGAUGAAAGAAAUGAUAAGACAGGUUGGAGUCCAAUGCACAGAAAGAGGAGAGCUGCUGAAAAAUAUGAUGGCUUCUUAUGCAGAAAUCUGGGACUGCACUAUUGAAAGAUAUAAAGCAGAAUUAAGAGAGCAGCAAGAGGAUUUUCUUAAUGAAAUCAAUGCUCUGAAAUUUGAAGCAGAAAAAAAUGUUUCACAAAUCCAGAUGAAAUAUGAUAUUGUUUUGGCUGAGAAAAAAGUACUGGAGAGAAAUGAAGAAAAAUACUUGAAGAAAAUUCAGGACUUGCAGAGAAUUUUGGAAACGAGAGGACUUGAAGCCAAUUUUAUACCUCAGAUUUCAGUAACUGGGAGUCCAAAUACUGAUAGAAAUGCUCCAGGAAGAAGAAUCCAAAGCUUGGUAUUGCAGUCUAGAGGCUCACCAGUGGGAUCGAGAGAAUCAAGUGCUGGGUGCUCUGAUAAGUCAAAUAAAGGGAUUACCAGACUUGAAGCUCCCAUUAAUCCUUUUGCACUUGAAACUAGCUAUGACAGUAAUACUAGUCGAAAAACUCCAGUAAGCCAACGAAAAAGAUCAGUCACUUCGUUUGGAGAUGAAGAUCAAAUCACUUUUUCUGAGUCUCCAAGAGAAGACUCUAUGCCUUAUAAAGUUUUUUACAAAAAAUUAAAGCGAAAGCCUAAAAGAUUGCUGCUGAAACUUGCUAAACUUACGAAAGAUCAUAUACUAAAAUCGUUAAACGUUAUAUAUUAUAGAGCAAACGACGAGAUAUUAUUAAUUAUGAUAAUUUUUCCCUUAUCAAUUAUUAUAUCAGUCUCAUUUUACUUUAAAAUGAACAAGACUUAGUCUAUUUUGACCAAUAAAAUUUAUUCUAAAUGGCAUACAAAAUUCUGAUCUGCCUACUGAAUUUAAUUAUUUGCUUUAUAAUCAAUUUUCAAAAGGAGAAGAUGUAGCUACUUUUGAAGAAAAGUUAUCAAUAUUUUUAGCUACUUGUGUGAGGCAUAAUGAAUGUCAUAGAAUCACCACGUUUCUGAGGCUUGUUGGAAUGGGAGAAUUUAUUGAAAAAAAGAAUUAUUCAUCUCACUCUUUUAAAGUCUUUUUAAAAGCUUUUGAUUUUAUGAAGAAAUCAGACAUAGGAAAAAUGCCCCAAAAUCAAGAAGCCUCAGUCACACAACUUUACCCCACAGCUAGAUGCAUAGGCUGUAUUGUGGCAAUUAUGAGUGAAUUUGUCCAGCAAGAGAAAUUAGCUGAAAUUGAAAAAGUUUUAAAACAGUCAAGCAUUCAAGACCCGAAACAUAUAAAUCCCGAAGGGCUGGUCGAUGUUGAAAUUAUGUAUUCAUAUAUCCUCGAUGAGUUUGAAGCUAUCAGAUGAAACAUUUUCAACAUGGUCAACUUUUUGCACCAAACAAUCACCGUAAAAGAUGACAGGUUUUUCUUAACCAAAGAAGAAGUAAAAAUCCUAGUUUCCUCUGUAAAUCCUAAUAAAUUCCAACUUAUCCACAAUGAAGGUGAAGAUACGCAAAUUUUGAAACAUUUAAUAGUGAAACUCCCAAGAGAGGAAGAAGUAAUCCCUCUUGACAAAUUCAUAGACUUGGCCAUUGAGUGCCUAAUGCUAACAGAAUCGAGCAUUGACGAAUUCUUAGGCGACACUAAAGACUUUGAAGACGAAAAUGUUGAAGACUACAUCUUCUCAGACUAUGCGACGAUUUCAGAAACUGUACAAAAUGAUGACUCAAUCUGGGCUGACCGAAUUGUCAGACAUGUAGAAAACCACAAAGGUCUCAAUAACAAGGCUUCUCUUACUUGGUGGAAAAUCAUCAAAAAAGAGUUCUUGCAGUAUUUAUAA
This is a messenger RNA of Blepharisma stoltei, 2560 nucleotides long. The record is from the annotation of a GenBank genome assembly. NCBI's taxonomy places the organism in Eukaryota, Ciliophora, Heterotrichea, Heterotrichida, Blepharismidae.